AUGAGGCCGAGGGACGCCCAGGGCCUGGGCGGCGGCGGCCUGGGCGGCCUGGGCGGCCUGGGCCUGGAGGUCUUCUCGGAGCAGCAGCUUCGCGAGACGUGCCUUCGCCUCGAGGGCCGCGUGCGGAUGCUCCGAAGCUUCCUGGAAGACCUGCACUGCGAGAAUGCCACGCUGCGAAGGCAGCGGGCCGUGCUCAGCGACCGUCUAGGAGAGGUGGAGGACUCCCUGUGCGUCGCUGCUGCCUCUGGAGACGCUGGCGAUGGAGAGGACAGAGACGGUGUACCACCGCUGCAAGCCCCGAAGGAGCUUGUCGGGCAAAAUCCUGAUGGAGUGGAGCUUACUUGGCAGCUCUCCAACUGCCAGCAGCGACCGCCCCAGGCCCAGGGGAGCGGAGAGCUUCAAGUUCUGACGGAGAAGGAGCUCGAGCUACGGCGAUGCCAAGCACAGGAGGAGCAACUGCGGAUGGAGGUCUGUGAGCAUCAGCUCAGCAGGGUGCAGAUGGAGCAGGAGUUCGAGCUACGGCUACGGCGAUGCCAAGCCCAGGAGGAGGAGGAGCAGCAGAUGGAGGCUGGGAUGGUGCAGCCGUUGGAUGUGAGAGGCUUUUUCAAAGGCACUUACACGAACGCGCGGGCUCAUGACACUCCCGUGAGCUCAGAGAAGAUCCUCUUGGGCCCUUCGGCCCACGCUUCGGCCGCUGCCUUCACCUGGGCGGCCGCAUCGCCUGGCAGCGGCCAGGCGGACGCACGCAGCGAGCGCAGCGAGCGCAGCGGCCCAGGCAUCGCACAGUCUGUCACCAGUUUCGCGCUUGCACAUUCGCACAUCCUGCAGCGGAAGGUGCUCCCGGCCGGAGAAGCAUCGCAGAGCCCACAGGGGGGAAGUUCUGCUGAGCUCCAGCUCCCGCCGCCGCCUCGCAGUUCCCCGGCACGGGAUGUCUCCGAGCUUCGCCCUGCAGAUCUCAAGCUCACAGUCCUAACAUCGGACAGUCGCUGGGAAACCUUGAUGUUCCACUCCGGCAACUUCGAGAAACAGGCUUUGGAGUUCCUGAGGCAGAAGAAGCUCAAGGCAGCCUUCGUCGGAGGUCUAGCAGCAAAAAUGAAGGCCAUGGUCGCUGCUGGUCAGGCACAGUCUUCGGUUGAUAUCGUGGACUUGAUCUGA
Symbiodinium sp. CCMP2456 is the source of this 1155-nucleotide messenger RNA. Lineage: Eukaryota; Dinophyceae; Suessiales; Symbiodiniaceae. The record is from the annotation of a GenBank genome assembly.